UCUUUCUCCUCCCAGCUCGCUCCCGCACGGCCGCCGCCGGCGCGCUCGGGCCGUUUGUGGGCUCGGCGCCACGUCGCGACCCCCGCCCGGCCGCCCCCCCCCGCGCCCCCGGGAGCCGAGAGACCCCCCACGGCCCGCCGAGUGCCGCCCGGGAGACGCGCCCCGGCCGGUCCAUCUUAAAAGAUUAAGGGGUGUGACUGGAGGUUUUUGACUCGAUGAGUUUCCACCGAAAUGUCGGAGAAGUCAGGCCAGAGCACGAAAGCAAAGGAUGGGAAGAAGUACGCGACGCUCAGUUUAUUUAACACGUACAAGGGCAAGUCGCUGGAGACUCAGAAGACCACGGUUGCAGCUCGCCAUGGACUGCAGAGUCUUGGGAAAGUGGGAAUCUCGCGGCGAAUGCCUCCCCCCGCCAACCUGCCCAGCCUCAAAGCAGAGAACAAAGGCAACGACCCCAACGUGAACAUUGUCCCCAAAGACGGCUCUGGCUGGGCCUCAAAGCAGGAGCAGCAUGAAGAGGAAAAAACACCAGAAGCUCCACCAGCACAACCAAAACCUGGGGCUCCGGCUCCCCCAGAAGUAGCACCUGCUCCCAAAUCCUGGGCCAGUAACAAGCAAGGUGGGCAAGGAGAUGGCAUCCCAGUGAACAGCCACUUCCAGCAGGAGUUCCCCAGCCUGCAGGCGGCCGGGGACCAGGAGAAGAAGGAGAAGGAUGCGAGUGACGACAGCUACGGGCCCGGCCCCAGCCUGCGGCCUCCAAAUGUGGCCUGUUGGCGAGACGGCGGGAAGGCUGCUGGCUCCCCGGCAGCGUCCGACCAGGAGGAGAAAGGCCCCAGCCCUGAGGAGGGCCCAGCGGGGAGCUCAGAGCAGAGUGACAUCCUGCGCGUGGUGGAAAAGCGCAUCGCCUACGGGCCCCCGCAGGCCAAGCUCAACGGCCAGCAGGGCCUGGGCGCCCGCGCCGGGCUGCCGCCCUACGGGAACCUGAUGUUCCAACAGUACCCGAGGAUGGCGUACCCGCCUCUCCACGGUCCCAUGAGGUUCCCGCCUUCUCUCUCCGAAUCUAACAAGGGCGCGCGGGGCAGGGGCCCGCCCCCGUCCUGGGCCUCGGAGCCCGAGCGCCCGUCCAUCCUCAGUGCCUCUGAGCUCAAGGAGCUGGACAAGUUCGACAACCUGGACGCCGAGGCCGACGAGGGCUGGGCAGGGGCGCAGAUGGAGGUGGAUUACACGGAACAGCUGAACUUUAGUGACGACGACGAGCAAGGGAGCAGCAGCCCGAAGGAGAGCGGCAGUGAGGAUCAAGCUUCAAAACCCACAGAGAACAGUGAAAACCGGAAAGAGACAGAAGACGCUGGCAGCACGAAGUCGUCCCAGGCGCCCACCCAGCCUCCGGUGACCAAGGCGCCCUACGGGAAAGGCCCUGCUUUCCCUCAGGAGCGUGGACCGUCUUCACACCUGCCUCAGCCUCCGAAGUUGCUGGCACAGCAGCACCCUCCCCCGCCAGACCGGCAGGCCGGCCCCGGGCGAUCGGGCCCUCCACCGCCCCGGCAGCCGGUCCCUGACGAGGACGAGAUCUGGAAGCAGCGGAGGAGGCAGCAGUCGGAGCUCUCGGCUGCCGUGGAGCGCGCGCGGAAACGCCGCGAAGAGGAGGAGCGGAGGAUGGAGGAGCAGAGGAAGGCGGCUUGUGCCGAGAAGCUGAAGCGGCUGGACGAGAAGCUGGGCAUCGUGGACAGGCAGCAGCAGCAGCAGCAGCAGCAGCCGCCGCCACCCCCGCCCCCGCUGCCACCCCCACCCCCGCCGCCUCCCGAGGGGCCCCGGGACAGGGAGCUGGAGAGGCCGCGGGAGAAGGAGCAGGAGGUGGAAACGGAGCAGGAGAAGCCGCGGGAGCCGGAGAAGGAGCAAAGGCCGGAGAAGGAGAAGGAGCCGGAGCAGCAGCAGGACAGGGACAGAGAGCUCCAGAAGCUGAGAGACCAGGAGAAGGAGACCGAGUCGGAGAAGGCUGGGGAGGAGGUGCGGGAGAAGACGGAGCCCGAAGAACCGCCCGCAGCGCCUGCCGUGGAAGAACCGGAAACUGAGAGCAGCGCUAAGAAAGAGGACGACCCUGUUGUCGCCAGACAGGACAGUCGCGGAGAGAAGGAGACCCCGCCGGUGGCACAUGAGGCGGAACCGGAACCGGGGGCGCAGCCUCGGCCCGCGGUGCUGUCGGGUUACUUCAAACAGUUCCAGAAGUCGCUGCCGCCUCGCUUCCAGAGGCAGCAGGAGCAGCUGAAGCAGCAGCAGCAGCGGCAGCAGCAGGGGGUUCCCUCUCCGCCGUCGGGGGGCGCUGUGCCCCCGCCCGCACACCGGCCCCUCUACCAGCCCAUGCAGCCCCCUCCCCCGCACCUGCCCCCCAUGGGCUUCGACCCCCGGUGGCUCAUGAUGCAGUCGUACAUGGACCCGCGGGUGAUGUCCGGGAGACCCACCAUGGACAUGCCGCCCCUCCACCCCGGCAUGAUUCCGCAGAAGCCGCUGCUGCGCCGCGACCAGCUGGAUGGCGCGCCUGGCGGCUCCGAGUCCUUCGAGCACGCGGCUCGCUCGGCACGGGACCGGGCUGUGUCGCUCUCGGAGGCGCGGGUGGCGUGGGGCGCCGAACCCUACCCUCACGCUGAGCCCCAGCAGGCCGCCGCCCCCAAGGCCCCCGAGGACGCCCAGGACGGAAGGCCUGACGCCGCGCCCGAGCAGGAGCAGAUGGCCGCAGUGUACCCCGUCGGCCAUGGGCAGGCGGAGGCCCCGCCGAAAGCCGAGGGUGCCUGCGAGCCUGGCCCGCCGCACGUCCCCGAGCCUGCUGGCAGAGCCUCGGAGGACGCACGGCCCGCCCCCGCCAAGCCCGACAGCCAGCCUGCUGGCCCCGAGCCCGCCCACCCGAAGGUGCUCGCCGCCCCUGAAGAGCGGGGCCCGGCCGCCGAGAGCCAGCCCAUCCGCAAGAGGAGCGUGUCCCACGGGCCCGGCCAGGCGCAGCGGCCCGAGGAGCUGCCGGGCGUCCCCAAGGCCCCUGGCAGGGAGCCCCCAGAGAGGCCGGACGAGAGGCCACGGAAGGACGGCUUCCCGCGCAUGGCCGAGGGCCCGAAGCCCGAGAAGCCCUACAAGCCCAAGUCGGAGACGCGCUGGGGUCCGCGGCCUGGCGCCAGCCGGCGGGAGGACGGCGGCGACCGGCCCGUGAGGCGCUCGGGGCCCAUCAAGAAGCCGGUGCUGCGGGACAUGAAGGAGGAGCGGGAGCAGCGCCGGGAGAAGGACGGGGACAGGGUGGACAAGGGCCCCGAGAAGGCCGCCAGGCCCGAGAAGCCGGAGAAGAAGGAGCCGCCGCCCGCGGCCCCGCAGCCUGAGCCCGAGAAGGCGCCUGCGCCCGAGCCCGCCCCCACCGCCCCCAAGCCGCCGCCGGAGCCCGAGAAGCCCCCGGAGCCCCCGAGUGUGGCUGAGGCCGAGCCGGCGGCCAAAAGUGGGAGCCAGCCGGCGGCCACGGGCACAGCCACGGCGGCCAAGGAAGAGAAACCCGCCGAGAAGGCGGGCGGCAAGGAGGCGGCCGCAGAGCGGGUGCGGCCCGAGUCCCGGCCGGUGCUCCGGAAGGACGCCACGCUGCCGCCGCGCUCCUACUGGAAGGACGCCCGCGACCGGGACUGGUCCCCCGAGCAGGGCUGCCGGGGCCGCGGGCGCGGCGAGUACUACUCCCGGGGCCGCAGCUACCGUGGCUCCUACGGGGGCCGCGGCCGGGGCGGCAGGGGCCACCCCCGGGAGUUCCCCCCGUACCGUGACCACAAGCCGCGGCCUGAGCCCGCCCCCCCGGGGCCCCCCCGGCCGCGGGAGGAGAGCGAGACGCGCAGCGAGAGCUCCGACUUUGAGGUGGUCCCCAAGCGGCGGCGCCAGCGCGGGUCCGAGACUGACACGGACAGCGAGGUCCCCGAGAGCGACCGGGACAGCGCGGGCAAGGGCAAGGCGCCCCGCCGCGACGAGCGGCCCGACGGCAGGAAGCCCGCCAAGCCGCCGGCCGCCUUCAAGCCCGACGGCCGCGCUGACGCCAGGCCGCCCGACAAGCCCUUCGCGGGCGGGCGCGACGAGGACAAGGCCCGGCCCGGCUUCCUGCCCAAGGGCGAGCCCACUCGCAGGGGCCGCGGCGGCACCUUCCGCAGGGGCGGCCGCGACCCCGGGGGCCGCCCCACGCGCCCCGCCCCACUGCGCAGGCCGGCCUACCGCGAAGGCCAGUGGACCCCCAGGCUGGCCGAGGGCCCGAAGCCGGAGGACGGGGACCCGCCCCGCCGGCACGAGCACUUCCUGCCCCUGCCCGCCGACAAGCGGCCCCCCAAGUUCGAGCGGAAGUUUGACCCGACCCGGGAGCGGCCCCGACGGCAGCGGCCUGCCCGGCCCCCGCGGCAGGACAAGCCCCCGCGCUUCCGGCGGCUGCGGGAGAGGGAGGCGGCCGCCAAGCCUGGGGAGGCCCCCGCGCCCGCCAGCGGCACCCCCGGCCCGGAGCCGGCCAGCGCCACCGCCUCCGGGGAGGCCUCCGGGACCAAGACGCCUGACUUGUCCAACCAGAACUCAUCCGACCAGGCCAACGAGGAGUGGGAGACGGCCUCCGAGAGCAGCGACUUCAACGAGCGCCGGGAGCGGGACGAGAAGAAGAACGCCGACCUGAGCGCGCAGGCGGCAGCCAAGGCUGGGGAGAGCGUGCCGGCCGCCCGGCGGGAGCUGGCCAAGAGGAGCUUCUCCAGCCAGAGGCCCGGCGCCGACCGCCAGAACCGGCGCGGCAACGGCGGCCCGCCCAAGGCCGCCCGCAACUUCUCGGGCCCCAGGAGCGAGAGGAGAAGCGGGCCGCCGCCCCGGGCCGGGAAGCGGGGGCCUUCGGAUGACCAGCCUGCGGGCGCCCCCAGUGCCGAUCCCGCCAACGGCACCAGCACUGCACACCACCAGGAAGGGGCCCCCAACGGUGCAGGGCAGAAGAGUGCCAAGGAGUCUGCAGGGAAGAAGAGGGAGGACCCCAAGCCCGGCCCCAAGAAGCCCAAGGAGAAAGUGGACGCGCUGUCGCAGUUCGACCUCAACAAUUAUGCAAGCGUUGUGAUCAUUGACGACCACCCUGAAGUCACAGUCAUCGAAGACCCCCAGUCCAGUCUGAACGAUGACGGCUUCACGGAAGUAGUGUCCAAAAAACAGCAGAAACGCCUCCAGGACGAGGAGCGCCGGAAAAAGGAGGAGCAGAUCGUGCAGGUGUGGAACAAGAAGAACGCAAACGAGAAAGGGAGAAGUCAGACGUCGAAGCUGCCGCCGCGAUUUGCCAAAAAACAGGCGACUGGGAGUCAGCCAGGGCCGCCCGCAGCCCCUGGCCCGGCCCCGACAUCUGGCUCCCCCGCGGCCCAGCUCCCAGCCGCGGCCCCUGCUCCAACCUCGGCCUCCCCCGCGGCCCCCGUGCCCCCGGCCACCGCAGCCGCGGCCACCACCGCUUCGGUGCCUGCUCCGACGCCCGCCCUGGCGGCGGCCUCUCUGCCGGCCCCCGUGUCCAUCCUGGCCACGGCCUCGAUGCCCGUCCUCGCUUCUGCCCUGGCCCCGGCGUCCACUUCGGCCCCCGCCAGCUCGGCCCCCGCUGCCCCGGCCAGCUCGGCCCCGGCCACCGCCCCCUCCACGGCGCUGUCCCCCGCCGCCGUCCCCGUGCCCAGCCCCAGCCCGGCUCCCGUGGCCGCCCCGGCCCAGCCCCACAAGCCCGCGCAGGCCUCGCUGCCCCCCGCCACGCAGCCCCCCAAGCCGCCGCCGCCCUCCAUCCGGCUUCCUGCCGCCCAGGCCCCCAACGGCACAGAGUUCGUGGCCGCGGGAAAGUCCCUGCAGACUCCGCAGGCGCACGGUGCUCUGGCCGCUGAGCUGUGGGACAGCAAGGUGGCCCCCACGGCUGUGCUCAACGACAUCUCCAAGAAAUUAGGUCCCAUCAGCCCGCCCCAAGCCCCUUCGGCCAGCGCCUGGAACAAGCCCCUGACGUCCUUCGCCUCGGCUGCGUCCGCAGAGGGAGCCAAGAAUGGGCAGGAAAGCGGUGUCGAAAUCGGAAUAGAUACAAUCCAGUUUGGCGCACCCGCUUCUAACGGGAACGAAAACGAAAUCGUCCCUGUGCUCUCUGAGAAGACUUCGGACAAGAUCCCCGAGCCGAAAGAGCAGCGGCAGAAGCAGCCGCGGGCGGGGCCCAUCAAGGCCCAGAAGCUCCCAGACCUGAGCCCCGUGGAGAACAGAGAGCACAAGCCCGGCCCCAUCGGGAAGGAGCGCUCGCUGAAGAACAGGAAAGCCAAGGACGCGCCGCCCGCCGGGCCCGAGGGGCAGGAGAAGCCCGGCCCGGCCCCCACCCGCAGCUCGGACCCGGUGAUGGCGAAGGAAACCAAAGCCGUCCCCGAGAUGCCCACGGAGCUGGGGACCAUGAUCGCCGUCCCCGCGGCCGACUACGGCACCAGCGCCAAGGCGUCUGUGACCGACUAUACCACGCCUUCCUCGUCUCUGCCCAGCACUGUGGCCACUAACAAUGCGAAGAUGGAGGAGACUUUGGUUAACAAUAUGGAGUCCGCGCGCAAGGCCUGGGAGAACUCUCCGAACGUGCGGGACAAGGGCUCCCCCGUCACGUCCACGGCGCCGCCCAGCAGCAGCGCCAGCGGGCCCAGCCCGGGCAGCUACAGCUCCUUCCCCAGCGCCGCGGGGCCUCCGAUUCCCGUGGCCUCCGUCACACCCACCGCCUCGCUCUCAGGAGCCGGCACCUAUACUACCUCCUCCCUGAGCACCAAGUCGACGAGCACGUCGGACCCGCCCAACAUCUGCAAGGUGAAGCCGCAGCAGCUGCAGAGCGGCAGCAUGCCCUCCGCUGGCCACUUCGCCCAGUUGGGCUGCGUGCCCCCCCUACUCCCCCAGCAGCAGCAGGCGCCCCAGGUCUACGUGCCACAGUCGGCUGCCCCAGCUCAGAUCCCAACGUUCUACAUCAGCGACACGAGCCACCUAUUCAGCACGCAGCACGCGCGCCUGGCGCCUCCCUCCCUGGCCCAGCAGCAAGGCUUCCAGCCCGGCCUCUCGCAGCCGGCGUCUGUGCAGCAGAUCCCCAUCCCCAUCUACGCCCCGCUGCAGGGCCAGCACCAGGCCCCGCUGAGCCUGGGGGCCGGCCCCGCUGUCUCCCAGGCCCAGGAGCUGUUCAGCUCUUCGCUGCAGCCGUACAGGUCGCAGCCGGCCUUCAUGCAGAGCGGUCUCUCUCAGCCGUCCGUGGUCCUCUCCGGCACGGCCAUGCACAGCUUCCCGGCUGUCCAGCACCAGGAGCUGGCCAAGGCCCCGGCGGGCCUGGCCUUUCAGCAGACGUCCAGUACCCAGCCGAUCCCCAUUCUGUACGAGCACCAGCUGGGCCAGGCUUCCGGGCUUGGGGGCUCCCAGCUGAUCGACACGCACCUUCUCCAGGCUAGAGCGAACCUCACCCAGGCCUCCACGCUGUACUCGGGCCAGGUCCAGCAGCCGGGCCAGACCAGCUUCUACAACACCGCCCAGUCGCCCAGCGCUCUGCAGCAGGUAAACUGCAGCAUGGUCCCAGUCCCGCUGCCCGCGUCCCAGAUCUCCCUGCCGAGCUUCGGCUCCACGGGGCAGCCUCUGAUCGCGCUGCCGCAGACCAUGCAGGCCCCGCUGCAGCACGCCGCCCCGCCCGCCCAGGCCCAGGGCGUGAGCCGGCCGGCCCCCGUGAGCCAGCCCUUCCGGGGGCUCAUCCCCGCGGGCCCCCAGCACAGCAUGAUGGCGGCCACGGGCAAGAUGUCCGAGAUGGAGCUGAAGGCCUUCGGGAGUGGCAUGGACAUGAAGCCGGGCACGCCGCCCAUCAGCGGCCGGAGCAGUGCCGCCGCCUCCAGCCCCUUCCGGGCUACUUCCACAAGUCCGAACAGCCAGUCCGGCAAAAUGAGCGGCCUUGUCUAUCAGAAGCAGUUCCAGUCAGCCCCUGCCACUGUGAGAAUGACUCAGCCAUUUCCUACACAGUUUGCACCCCAGAUUCUCUCUCAGCCUAACCUGGUCCCUCCAUUGGUAAGAGCCCCACAUACUAACACCUUUCCAGCACCUGUGCAGCGGCCGCCCGUGGCCCUGGCCAGCCCGAUGGCUCCUCCGCUCACCACAGGCCCCCUGAGCCAUGCUCGCUUGCCACACGCAGCCAGGGGCCCCUGCGGGGCCCUCCCCGGAGCCCGAGGGAGUCCGGCCCAGGCUGCGCUGAAGGCUGAACAGGACAUGAAGGCCAAGCAGAGAGCAGAGGUUCUUCAGUCCACGCAGCGCUUCUUCUCCGAGCAGCAGGGCAAACCGAUAGGCAGCAAGGGCCCCAAGGCGGACGGCGAGCCCGGCAAGGCUCUGGAUACGCUGGCCGACCCGCCGGGGGGCGGCCCCGACCAGGCGGAGGAGAAGCCGCCGCCCGCGCCCGCCCUCGCCCCAAAGCCCGUGCGGACUGGACCCAUCAAGCCUCAGGCCAUCAAGACCGAGGACACGAAAUCCUAAGGGGGCGGGGAGGGGAGUGGGCAGCGGGCAGGCGCAGAGGACACUGACCGCCGCCCCCUCCCCCCCCCAGCGCAUGUCUGUCGAACCCGAGCCCGGAGCCAGGGGGCCAGAGGCGCUACAGGGGCCAGGCCUCCUGUCCCCCCCGGGGCGGCCGGUGCCCGGGGGUUGCCGCCUGGGUCUCGUGGCAGCUGGCGUUGGCACACGGCCACCGCCAGCGGCAGCUGUCCCUCCCCGGCCCCCGGGGCAUCACCAAGUGGCUGGUGCUGGCGUGGCGCCCGCAGCCCCCCGAGGCUGUCUGUCGGGGUCCAGUGGUCGGGCUUCUCUGUGCUCCCCCCCUUUGCCUAUUUUUUAAAAAACAAAAAAGAAAAAAUUACACCAACGGUUUUUAGCUGAUGUUCGUGCUGAGCCGUGAGCACCGAGCGGCCCCGCGGCGGCAGAGGCCCCGUCCGGGGCGCGCGGAGUCACGGCUCCAGUAACGCCUUGGAACCCUGGCGCCAUCCGCCCCGUCCGUGAGUGUCCUUUGGGCCUACGUGUCCCCGUGUCGUCGCCGUGCUUUAUCAGAGCUCUUUGUAAUGACGUUAUUCUAGAAUGUUUCCUUUGCAGAUGAUGAUCGAGAAGAAAAAAAAAAUGGUGCCAGGUACCACCACAGUGACGGAACUUUGCUGUUUUCUGGGGUUUUGUUUUUUACUUUUUUUUUUUUUCCUUUUUUAAAAUGGAGUGUGCUGAUGUCUCUAAUUUGUUCAGAUGACUGCAGAACUCAGAAACGCUGUUGCUGCUAUUGAUGCGUGACUUCCUGCUAUUGGUCUUUUUUUAUAUAAAUAUAAAUAUAUAUAUAUAUACAUAUAUAUAUAAUUUGAAUUUUUGGAAACUUUAGUGUGCCGUCAACUUUGGAAAAAAAAAAGUAUCCCAGUUCUACCGUGUCGGGUUGGCAUUGUACAGAAAUUCACAGCCAUAUUGGUCUAGAAACGGGGAGCAUCUUAUCCCUCUCUUUCCAUUUGUACAGGGGUAAUCGCAUUGUAUUAAAUAUGUAAGGUCUUAUCUACGUGGGUUUGAUUACAGAAACUAAUAAAGUUUUCUCUACAUAA
Sorex araneus (European shrew) is the source of this 9578-nucleotide messenger RNA. It is a transcript of the gene PRRC2C, whose product is annotated as proline rich coiled-coil 2C. The record is from RefSeq and is a predicted model, not a curated record. Gene Ontology annotation, biological process: cell differentiation. Bases 232 to 8493 code for a protein of 2753 amino acids. Lineage: Eukaryota; Metazoa; Chordata; Mammalia; Eulipotyphla; Soricidae. The transcript is spliced from 34 exons.